Musca domestica (house fly) is the source of this 1239-nucleotide messenger RNA. RefSeq names its product cyclin-H (gene CycH). The record is from RefSeq and is a predicted model, not a curated record. The transcript has 6 exons. The coding region runs from base 189 to 1163 and encodes 324 amino acids. Lineage: Eukaryota; Metazoa; Arthropoda; Insecta; Diptera; Muscidae. Gene Ontology annotation, biological process: DNA-templated transcription; regulation of cyclin-dependent protein serine/threonine kinase activity; regulation of transcription by RNA polymerase II. Gene Ontology annotation, cellular component: transcription factor TFIIK complex; nucleus. Gene Ontology annotation, molecular function: cyclin-dependent protein serine/threonine kinase regulator activity.
AAGAAACGAGCAUUUCGGUCUUUAUUCAUCAAUCUCAUUCGUAAACUUUGCCAUUUGGUUUUGUGUUUAUUUUUAUCAGGCGUUCUUUUUUGUCGGACUGCUUUGCAUGGUUUGGAACGUUAACGUUUACAUCUCCCCGAAGAAAAGCAAAAAAUAAUACUUUUCGCAGACUAUUUGCCAAUUUAAAUAUGUACCCUCUAAGUUCUCAAAAGAAAUACUGGACUUUCUCAAGUCCAGAACAGCUAAACGACUUACGAUUGAAAAGAAAUCAAAAGUUCAUUGAAACUCAUGGAUCACAUAUGGAUGAUCAACAACGCAUGGAAUUCUUUUUGGAUGCCAAUGAGGAACAUUUGCUUCUGAAACAAUAUGAAAUCUAUCUGAAUGAUUUUUGUCGACGUUUCGAACCCAUGAUGCCUAAGUGUGUGGUUGGAACGGCCAUACAUUAUUUCAAACGUUUCUUUUUGCACAAUUCACCCAUGGAUUAUCAUCCCAAGGAAAUUUUAGCCACAUGUGUUUACUUGGCCUGCAAAGUGGAGGAAUUCAAUGUUUCCAUUGGCCAGUUUGUUAGCAACAUCAAAGGCGAUCGAAACAAAGCCAUGGAUAUUAUUUUGUCCAAUGAAUUGUUGCUCAUGCAACAUCUCAACUAUUACUUGACAAUACACAAUCCCUAUAGGCCGGUUGAGGGAUUUUUGAUUGAUAUAAAGACCCGCAGUUCCAUGGUGAAUCCAGAACGUUUACGCCCCCACAUUGACAGUUUUAUAGAGAAGACAUUUUUCACAGAUGCCUGCCUUUUGUAUGCCCCAUCACAGAUUGCCUUGGCUGCUGUUUUACAUGCCGCCGGUAGAGAACAGGAAAAUUUGGACAGUUAUGUCACUGACAACCUGUUGAAUGGUGCCAGAGAAAAAUUGCCUGCCCUAAUUGAAGCUAUUCGAAAAAUUCGCAUUAUGGUGAAGCAGUAUGAAGUACCACUCCGAGACCGGGUAAAAUUAAUCGAAAAGAAAUUGGAGAAAUGCCGAAAUCAGGAAAACAAUCCGGAUAGUGAAAUUUACAAAGAACGUAUGCGUAAAAUGUAUUGUGAUGAUGACUUGGAAGUGGCCGAAGACAACUCUUAUUAUAUAGCCGAUUCCAGUGCGGAUAUGUCCGCUUUAAAUAUGAGCCAAUAAGAUAAUUUUGUACUUGUUUUCUAUUGUACGUCUCAUUAUAUUUUAUAUGAAUAAAUGUGUUAUUUUUAAAAUUUAA